CCUCCAACUUCAGACAGCACUGAUAAUGAGAGUGAAAGCUCUAGGUAACUGUGCAAUAACUUUAUAGCCCAGAAGCCAACUUGCGCUCAUCUUCUUUACUAUAUAGAAAGAGAAAUACUAAGGACAACUACAUGGCAUCUAUCCAGAGCUUUCUCUAAAAAAGCCAGAUAUACAUUCAAGACCCCUGAGCUUAGCUGUUCAUCCAUUUCCACUCCCCUAUCGCCCAUACUCCCACAACAGCUUUGUCAGUAUCCUUUUAUUCACUCUUAAAGGUCAAUUUCAGAAGACCACAAAAUCUAUCUUUACAUUAAACUCCAACCAAGAAUAUUAGAGGGGGUAUACUAGGAUGGUAAUGAAGAUCCGGUGUGAUGUGUGUGACAAUGUAGAGGCGACAGUUUUCUGUUGUGCGGAUGAAGCUGCUCUCUGCGAUGGAUGUGAUCACAGAGUUCACCAUGCAAACAAGUUAGCAAGCAAACACUCGAGGUUCUCUUUAGUCCAUCCUUCUUUCAAAGAAUCCCCUCUCUGUGAUAUCUGUCAGGAGAGGAGAGCCCUUCUGUUUUGUCAAGAGGAUAGGGCAAUUCUAUGCAGAGAAUGUGACCUUCCAAUUCACAAAGCUAAUGAACAUACUCAGAAACACAACAGGUUUCUUCUCACAGGUGUAAAGCUCUCUGCUUCUUCUUCUCUGCACACAGCAUCAUCGACCUCCACUAAUAACUUUGACUCAAACAUUAACACUACUAGCAAUAGAAACCAUCAGCCAUACCUAAAGAAUUCCAACGAAAUCCUCAGCUCUCCUUCAGUUGAGACAGCAUCAGCAACAACGGCAUAUACUUUCGAAGAAAAUCAUGUUAGUGACAAUGGUUCAAUUUCAACAAGUAGCAUAUCUGAGUAUUUAGAGACAGUACCAGGCUGGCGCAUCGAUGAUUUUCUUGAUCCUUCAUUUGCUAGCAAUAAUGGUUGCAAUUAGACUUGUGACCUUUUUUAAUUUUGCCAUUGCUGGAUCAAGAUCUUGAAAGCAACAGGAGUUCUUUUUCUACAGAAGAUUUAGGCUUCUCGGUCCCUCAAGUUACACUCCACUUGCCUCAACUUCAUCGUUAUAUUCCCCAGCCUGGUUUACCCAGUGGAUUUAGUCAGUCAAAAGAAGCAAGCAAAAUGAAAGUUAGUUGGGAAUGGAGCGAGGAUGGUCUUACAGUUCCUCAGAUCAGCCCCCGAUCUGUCAAGAAAUCCAGGCAUUUUCAUUCACGUUUGUUUGAUCAGUUUUUCAACUGUAAAACAUCAUCUCUCUUUCGUUGUCCUAUGCAGUGUUUUUUCAAUGGUUGCCCACUUCUUUUCAGUGUUUGAUUUUUAGUUUUUCUAUGAUUUUGUGAUAUAAUAAUAAAAUCUUCAGACAUAAAUUCAGUGAAGUUCCUUAA
Messenger RNA from Populus trichocarpa (black cottonwood), 1412 nucleotides. Its product is annotated as B-box zinc finger protein 20. Gene Ontology annotation, biological process: regulation of DNA-templated transcription; photomorphogenesis. Gene Ontology annotation, molecular function: zinc ion binding. Gene Ontology annotation, cellular component: nucleus. Lineage: Eukaryota; Viridiplantae; Streptophyta; Magnoliopsida; Malpighiales; Salicaceae. The transcript has 3 exons. The coding region runs from base 347 to 967 and encodes 206 amino acids. The record is from RefSeq and is a predicted model, not a curated record.